Messenger RNA from Penicillium waksmanii, 1224 nucleotides. Its product is annotated as NAD/NADP octopine/nopaline dehydrogenase family protein. Lineage: Eukaryota; Fungi; Ascomycota; Eurotiomycetes; Eurotiales; Aspergillaceae. The record is from RefSeq and is a predicted model, not a curated record. Gene Ontology annotation, molecular function: oxidoreductase activity, acting on the CH-OH group of donors, NAD or NADP as acceptor; NAD binding. Bases 1 to 1224 code for a protein of 407 amino acids. Gene Ontology annotation, biological process: glycerol-3-phosphate catabolic process. The transcript has a single exon.
AUGGCUUCCACAAACUUUGACUCGGUAUCGUCUGUCACUAUCAUCGGUGCUGGACCCUGUGGGUGUGCCUUUGCUGCCGACCUGGCUAGCCGUGGAAAGUCUGUCAUGCUCUAUGGCCACCCAGACCACCGUGGUGCCAUUCCUAUGAUUGAAGAGAACGGAGGCUGGCUCGAGGCCGACGGAGCCUUUGAGGGCAAGUACCAAAUUCAGACAACCAGUGACCUCUACCUCGCUAUCCGCCACUCUUCUUUCAUUGUCACCACUGUUCCCUCUUAUGGUCAAGACACUAUCCUGCGCACCCUGAGCCAGUUUGACCUCCGCAACCACACCUUGAUCAUCAACGUCGGCAACUUCUUCUACCUCGCCGCCCGUCAAAAGGUCAAUGCCCACGCCAUCCUCGAGACAGACAUUUCCCCCUACGCGGUCCGUAUCACUGGAGGCAAGGUGUUCAUCAAGGGUAUCAAGAAGAGUCUAGCCAUUUGGGCCGAACCCCCUACCACUCAAGUGGAGCGUCUUGAUGCCGGCGCCGAGGCCAACCUGCGCCGACAAGUCGAGGGAAUUUUCUCGCAGAACCUGGUGUGGUGCAAGAACCUGCUCGAAGUUGGUCUGAACAAUGUCAACCCAGUCGUUCACUGCCCGGCUGCUCUUAUGAACGCUGGCUGGAUCGAGGCCACCAAUGGUGACUUCUUUUUCUACGCCCAGGGCAUGUCCCCUGCUGUCUCCCGUGUGACCGAGAAGGUCGACCAGGAGCGUCUGGCCAUUGGUCGUGCCUAUGGUCUCGAGAUCAUCCCUAUUACUACCUACAUGAACCAAAACUAUAGCCAUGACCGGGAAUUCGCCGACUACCAUGAUUUCGCUGCCGGUUCAGUCAUCCACAACAAGACCAAGAGUGCCCCCACUAGCAUGAAGCACCGUUACCUAUUGGAGGAUAUCCUGUACGGAAUGGUGCCUUGGUACGAGCUCGGCCUGAAGGCUGGUUUGCCUUCGCCUACUAUCCGCUCCCUUAUCGAAAUGGCUUCUGUCGUCAGUGGCUUCGACUACUUUGAGCACGGACGAAGCCUUAAGUCCGCAGGUCUCAGCGAUGCUUCCUCUGAACAGAUUCUCAUGGCGCUCGGUGGACCUACGGAUAAGUCCUCUAGUGUUCGUGCCCUGCCAGACUCCCCUGCCAACAACAAUACUCUGGAUUUGCACGCUCCCUUCCAAACACCACAGGCCGUUGCCUAA